AUGAAGCAGCUGCAGCAACAGCAACAACAUCCAAAGGUGCCAGCACCCUGUACAGGAAGCAUCGACGUCCAGAAAAGGGCUUUGUUGAGGCGAAAGCGUAAGUAUUAUAAGAAGAAAGGACCGGGAGGAACAAGCGACUACUACAAGGAGGUUGUAAUUCGAAAAAAUGAUGAUGCGAGGAGACGUUUUUCACGGGACAGCAGCGCGCAGUCAUUCCAAUCACCGGAGCUUGUGGAAGAAGUCGAGAAAUAUCAGCGUAUACGAAAAUACAAGAAACGGGAAAAGGAAAAAGCGCGAAAAGAACAUGUCGUGGAACCAGAUGUGGAUUUACCAGAUCUGGAAAGUGUCAGCAGCGAGGAGACCAUAGGAAACAGCGGCCAACAGCAGCAGUCGAGAUCACAGGCACAUCAUUUUUUUACUUGUUUAAAUUAUCAAUUUGUCAGAAAUAAUGAAUUGAUGGAGCAGGGGACGGCGGGGAGAGGAGGGGAGGGGGAGGGGAGUGGGAGGAGAAAUGGACUUGAAUUAUGCCAAAAGCAAAAAAGAAUAAUGAAAACAACCAGGCCUUGGCCGAUGCUUGGCGCAUUCACGAGCGCGUCUCCAUAGUG
Molecule: messenger RNA, 605 nt
Organism: Gongylonema pulchrum
Lineage: Eukaryota; Metazoa; Nematoda; Chromadorea; Rhabditida; Gongylonematidae
Source: the annotation of a GenBank genome assembly